Molecule: messenger RNA, 423 nt
Organism: Geodia barretti
Lineage: Eukaryota; Metazoa; Porifera; Demospongiae; Tetractinellida; Geodiidae
Source: the annotation of a GenBank genome assembly
AUGGACAGAGAGACAUUCACUGUCUCUUUCAGCCAUAUUUCCGGCUAUGAAGUGCACCCCGAUUUCAGCACAGCAACAGUCACCAUCAUCGACGAUGACUCUGCCACAACUUCUCCCCCUACCACACCACCACCAGUGCCAGGGAAUAUAGAAAAUGUUCGUAGUCCUGGUUGUGGUAGGAUGAGUGGGAUGCUGCAGAUGGAGGGUUGGAGGACUCUCCUACAAGAUAAGAGGAUUGUCCUCUCCUCUCCUACCAACUCUCUCUCCUUCACUGACCAGGAUGUACCAACCCAGCGUCCACUUUAUGCUAUUAUCAAAGGUAGAAACAGCAACGGUGUGCAUUCAACCUCUUGGUCAACACCAUAGUGGCAGCAGAGAUUGGCUGUCCUUGACAGACAAAGCAUGAUUGAUCAUUUGCUCUAA